Messenger RNA from Frieseomelitta varia, 3179 nucleotides. RefSeq names its product conserved oligomeric Golgi complex subunit 3 (gene Cog3). The record is from RefSeq and is a predicted model, not a curated record. The coding region runs from base 235 to 2634 and encodes 799 amino acids. Gene Ontology annotation, biological process: intra-Golgi vesicle-mediated transport; intracellular protein transport; Golgi organization. Gene Ontology annotation, cellular component: COG complex; membrane; cis-Golgi network. NCBI's taxonomy places the organism in Eukaryota, Metazoa, Arthropoda, Insecta, Hymenoptera, Apidae. The transcript has a single exon.
GUUUUUACACUAAAAGGUGUAGAUUUUAUUAUUUCAUAAGGUGGACAUACUGCACCGCAGUCGAUAGAUAUAUCGUCAACUUCACGACUAUGAUUCGUAAUUGCUGCGGUGUCAGUUUUUUGAAGAGGAUCUUUUAAUUUACAUCACAGAACGGUAUGUGCGCGGUAUAUGCUGUCAUACGACUUUUCUUAAAAUCGUCUGCCUCGUAACGUUUGUUUUCACUGACAAGGAAUCAUGUCGAAAAUGAAAAACAUUCCAAAUAACUUAACCAAGUGGGAUCUGUCAGAAGAUUCUCUGGCACCGUUAACCGAUUAUCAAAAAGAAUGUUUACUGAAUUUGGAAGAAGAAUUGUUCCCUGAUAACAAUCUCAAGACUGAGGAGGCAAACGACAUUGCAUGCACAAACAAAGAAACUAUGAAAUCAGUACAAAUAGGACGAUGUCAAGAUCUGUUAAAGCAUUACGCCACUCUAGAGAAGAAGUGUAUGGACAGGAAAGAUAUGAAGUAUAUGUUAUAUCUAAAUGAACUUCAAACCCGGCGGCAAGAAUGUCAAGAACUCUGUCUUCAAAUAGAAGAAGCUUUAGAAGAUUUCACUAUGUUAUAUAAGCAGUAUUCAGAAGUCUCUGAUAAAACAGUAUCUCUUUAUGAUGCUAGCGAGCAGCUUGAUUCUGAUCAAAGGAAAUUAAAUUCUAUCAUAGAGAACAUCACGGAAUAUGUGAAAUAUUUCAAGGAUAUCGAUAUGAUGAUGGAAAAAUUAGAAGCACCUACAUUAUCAGUGAACAGCGAGAUGUUUUUUAACAUUUUGGAUAAAAUUGAUACCAACAUAGACUUUGUUCAGAAUAAUCUUUCAUUUAAAGAGAGCAAUACCUAUUUGAUCAAAUACAAGCACUGUCAGUCUAAAGCAAUAUCUAUGAUACAAAAUUAUAUUUUUAAUCUAUUUAGCAAGACUACGGAAAGUAUAUUGAAUUUAAAAGAUAACGAUGAAUCACAGGAUAAUGCUGAUGCUGCUUUAGCACUUUUCUAUGGUAGAUUUCAAACUAUUUUGUCAAAAGCUAGACCAGUUAUAGAACAAAUUGAGGUUAAAUCUUAUAAAAGGCAAGAAUAUGAUAGUUUAUUAUCUGAAUGCCAUCAGUGUUAUUGGAGCCAAAGAGGACUUGUAUUAGGUAGUAGUGUACAAAAAUCUUUAAUGUCAGUGAAAGAAAAAUACAAUGGUGAUCACUGUAGUCUGGUACGAAAUUCAUGUGCACUACUGUUACAUGCAUCGAUGGAUGAAUAUAAGUUAUUUUAUGAAUUCUUUUCUAAAUCAUCUAAUGGAUUAACGGCAUAUCUUGAAAGUUUAUGUACUUCUCUGUAUGAUACACUCAGACCGUUCAUAAUUCAUAUUAAUCAUUUGGAAACAUUAGCCGAAAUUUGUUGCAUUUUGAGGAUUGAAAUGCUGGAUGAACAUGUUCAAAACAAUUUUGAACCCUUAGAGGGAUUUGGUAACAUUUGUCUGCAGUUAUUACAUGAUGUACAAGAAAGACUCGUAUUCCGUGCACAUCUUUAUCUGCAGUCUGAUGUUUUGAAUUAUAAUCCGUCACCAGGUGACUUGGCGUAUCCAGAAAAAUUGAAGAUGAUGGAAGAUAUAGCAGAGUCAAUAAGAGAGGAAUCUAGACAAACAAAAAUGAAAAGGAUAUCUAUUUCAUCUAAUGAUGAUAAUAUUUUAGAACCGAUAUCCAGAAAUCAUAUAGAAAUGGAUUCUAUCUAUCAAAAGACACAUAUGGGAAAUUCACCAGCAGAUCUUCAUGGAAUGUGGUAUCCUACUGUUCGUAGAACAUUAGUGUGUUUAUCAAGAUUAUACAGAUGCGUAGAUAGAUCUGUCUUCCAGUCUUUGAGUCAGGAAGCAAUAUCUCUUUGUGUCCAAAGUAUAGAAAAUGCGAAGCAAGAAAUAGAAAAAAGAGCAUCACCUUUGGAUGGAGAACUUUUUCAAAUAAAACACUUACUCAUUUUAAGAGAACAAAUUGCACCAUUUCAAGUGGAUUUCACAAUAAAAGAAUAUAGUUUGGAUUUUUCGAAAGUUAAGACAGCAGCAUUUAGUUUAUUAGAAAAGAGUUCAAGACUUUUUACAUUGUCAAAUAAUGCGCUAUUAGAAUUUCUAUUAGAAGGAGCACCUCAAAUGAAGGAGCAACUAAUAGAUUCAAGGAAGCAUGUGGAUAAUAAAUUAAAAUAUGCUUGUCAACGUCUUAUACAGCUUGCGACAUUUUUAUUGAUACAUCCAAUUUUAAAACUGUUAGAAAAAGAGAAAUUACAUGUUAAUAUCCCAGAUGCAUCUCCAGAACAUGCUCUUGGAAAUCCUCAAGAUGUUGCAGCAGCAAUUAGUGAAGUAUUGCGAAUAAUUAAAUUUAAAUGUCCUGAAAUUCAACAACUUAUGCAACUAUAUCUCUCCAAUAAGGAAACAGAAUUCAUUCUGUUUAGACCAGUAAAAAAUAAUGUUUGUGCUGCAUUUACACAGUUAUAUCAGAUAUUGGGUAAAUAUUAUAAUUCAGAAGAACUUUUAUUAAUUGCAUGUCCGUUACCAGAACAAAUUUCUGUUAUGCUGAGCUCAUCCAGUCUUACUCAUGGAAAAAGUACACAAACUGUUACGAAAAAAACAUAGCAAAAAUGAAUUAGUAAGCUUUUGUAAUUAAAUAUUGUAUAUUAAUGCUAUUUGCGACCUGUAAUCAAAUCAUGAAUUCUUUUAAAUAUUUCUUUUUAAAAUAGAUAUAUUAAUAUAUAAUAAAUAUUUUAUAUUUUUAAGUAAAUUAUGUAAAAUGUGUAUAAAUAAUUCGUAAUUCAAUAUAAAGUAGCUCAGAUAUUCAAGCAAACCUACAAAGGCUACAGCAAUUUAUAACGUCCUGUACUAAAGAAUAUUUUAAUUCUUUGUAAUGUACUUUAAGAACACGUAAUUUUUAUAUUACAAAGAUGUACAUAUUUGAAAUCUUAAAUUAAGUUAAUAUCAUAAAAUUUGUACAUCCCUUUAAUCGGGGUUUAUUGUCUUAAAUAAAUUUUUAUAGAAAUUACUAUGAGUUUAAAAUUAAAAAAUCUGUAUAUUUUUGUAGCAAACAGUACUAUAACAUGUCAUAUUGCGAUAAUAUUAGGGAUUUUCCCAGUUGUAAUUGAAAAUAUGAUUAAUUAAUAAUAUAUAUAAGAUAAUGAUGUAUA